AUGGCUGCAGGGAUGUGGAAAUGGCCUAUAGCCUGGUAUGACCUGUUUCCGGUACUUAUAAACUUGCCUCCCCCAACAAUUAAUGUUUAUAAAGAUGAUACACUUGUUUCGCGUGAUAUUAGCGGGAAUGAGAAUAAUUUCUCGUCCUUGAUUGUUUGGGAGACUAUUCGAUGGAGACAGGAUGAAGUCUCGUGGGUUCACUUGGUAUGGUUUGCUCAUAGUAUCCCUGGACAUGCGUUUCACUUAUGGCUGAUUAUGAGGCGGAAACUUAAAACGCAUGACAGGCUAAAACAGUGGGAUGUUGGAGGACCUGUUAACCUUAACCUUCUUUGUUGUUCAUUAUGUUACAGGGGUCCGGAUUCGCACGAGCAUUUUUUUGAAUGCCUUUAUUCUGAGCAGGUGUGGAAUAUGUUUAAACCACUUGCAUGCAUGGAUAACGUCUCAUGUAGAUGGAAUGAUAUCAUUGAGUGGAUGAAGCCGUAUGCACGAAGUAUAUCUGCCAAGAGAAUCAUUGGGAAAAUUACGCUGGCUGCUGUGGCAUACUUCAUUUGGCAGGAAAGGAAUUGA
Erigeron canadensis is the source of this 567-nucleotide messenger RNA. RefSeq lists its product as uncharacterized. The transcript has a single exon. Bases 1 to 567 code for a protein of 188 amino acids. The record is from RefSeq and is a predicted model, not a curated record. Lineage: Eukaryota; Viridiplantae; Streptophyta; Magnoliopsida; Asterales; Asteraceae.